CUUCAACACCAAAUCGUCAUCGCGAAGUCUAGAGCGCGCAACAGAGACCUCUCUAUUCCCCGUUAAACUCAAGAAAAAAUGUCUGAAGAAGCAUUCGCAAAGUCGUUCAUUGACGAUCUGGCCAGGCUACCAGUUACUGGGCCCAAGGUCCUCUCCGCGCCAUCUCCCAGUCUACAGUAUAUGCUUCCAAAACAUCCGACAACGCCUCAGAAACGGAAGCGCACCACCUCUUCUCCCGAUUCCUCAUCAUCCUCGACCAUCACGAUAACACUCAAGCCCCGCAAAGAUGGCGCUGAGCUCUCCCUUCCCGCCCAACCCCUCACCACGUCAAUCUACGACCUCAAAGCCGCCUACGCUGCGCAUACAGGCUACCCGGUGGAUAAGUUCAAGUUGCUCAACGGCAUGAAGCCUGAGACCACAGGGAGCAAGACCGUUGCAGAGAUAUUCGGGCUCAAGGAGGGAGAAGAUGCGAAAGACGUGGAGUUCAAGAUCAUGCUCAUGGCGGGUGCAACGGCACAGCCAAUGCCAGACAGAGUGGUCAGUCCCCCUGUGACUUUACCCGUAGAUGCGAAGACGGAUGUCACACCAGCCGUAAGAAGUCCAGACGAGGCGCCAGUGGCGCAAGGCCUGAGCGGGGAGGGUGUCAUGCAUACGGAAAAGUUCUGGGGAGACCUUAAAGGAUGGUUGAUACAGCGGAUACGAGAUGAGAAGGAGGGGGAGCGACUAGCAGGGCUGUUUAGAGUUGCGUGGGAAAAGGCAUCGGCGUAAUCUCAUAGGGCACAGUGCACAUUUGAAAGUCACUAUUGCAACUAUGUAGGGAAAUGUAUCAAUUGGAGCGUUUAGAUCUGAGUUCUCCGCGCGUCCAACAAGUCAGUGGAAUAUUGAGCCCAUCAGACUGAAGUACACCAAAGACGAAGGCGGUCGUCUCUCAUAUGGGCCCGCCAAGGUUUAUGGCGUGACCUCGUUGUGCAAUUCAUUCUUCUGUGUUGCGAUUGAGCUGUGCAUACGCACUGGUGGCUAUUUCUCGUCGCCCGAGGGAGGCCUAUAGUCUCUUGAAUACCUUUGGGCGUACGCUG
Messenger RNA from Pseudovirgaria hyperparasitica, 1076 nucleotides. RefSeq lists its product as uncharacterized. Bases 79 to 768 code for a protein of 229 amino acids. The transcript has 2 exons. The record is from RefSeq and is a predicted model, not a curated record. NCBI's taxonomy places the organism in Eukaryota, Fungi, Ascomycota, Dothideomycetes, Acrospermales, Acrospermaceae.